Molecule: messenger RNA, 849 nt
Organism: Pseudozyma hubeiensis SY62
Lineage: Eukaryota; Fungi; Basidiomycota; Ustilaginomycetes; Ustilaginales; Ustilaginaceae
Product: NADP-dependent L-serine/L-allo-threonine dehydrogenase ydfG
Exons: 1
Coding region: 1-849 (282 amino acids)
Cellular component (GO): membrane
Source: RefSeq, a predicted model, not a curated record
AUGCCGUCCACAAGCCUGAACACCGCGGUUCGCACCGCACUCAUCACCGGAAGCACGGACCCACAAGCCAUAGGAUUCACCGCCGCUCGCCUCUUGGCCCUCGAGCACAACUUCAACAUCGUGCUCAGCGGGAGACGAGGUGAGGCGGUAGACCAAGCCGUCAAGAAGCUCUCUAGCGAUCUCGAUUCCGCCUCCUCUUCCGCCAAAGUCUUUGGUCUCGUGCUCAACGUCGACGACAAGGCUUCCAUCGACUCGGCCGUCGAUCAGCUCUCAUCUGCCACCGGCCCGCUUUCCGGUGGUGCGCUCGACGUGCUCAUCAACAAUGCCGGUGUAGGUGCUCCACCCGGACGAGGCGGCAAAGGAACCAACAACAUGUUCCUCCAGACCGAGCUCACCACUGCCGAGGAUAUGGUCAGCGUUCUCACCACAAACGUCGCUGCCCCCGUCGCCGUCACCAACGCCCUUCUCCCGCUCCUGGCCAAGUCCGAUCGACCGCGUAUCGUCAACAUCUCGUCUGCUCGAGGAUCCAUCGCGUUCGGCAGCGGUUUGGAACCGGCCCGUACAGGUGCCAUGGUGUACAACACCUCCAAAACCGCCCUCAACAUGGUCACCCUCAUGCAGAGCAAGAACCUCGUCCAACACACCAAAACCAACCUCAAGGUCAACGCUGCUUCGCCCGGUCACGUCAAGACGCCCUUUAACAAUUUCACUGGGUUGAGGACGUUGGAGCAAGGCGCUGCUGUCUAUGUACAUCUGGCCACUUUGGAUGACGAUGGGCCGAGUGGACAGUUGAUCGGGAACCAUGCGCCCUUUUCGAGCGAUGGAGAGUUUGUACAGAUUCCUUGGUAG